AGAGAGAGAGAGAGAGAGAGAGAGAGAGAGAGAGACGUUGGAUGAUUUGAUGCUCAUCGUCAUCUGGAGAGACUCGGAGCACCUGCGGCUCUUUUGAACGAUUAUCCCGGCAGAUGUGAGUGCUGCUGCCCGUCAUGAGCGCACUUGGCUCUCCGCCCGCUGCGUCGCUGCGCGCCUCCGCGGUCAAAGCCGCAUCCAGACGCUGCUCUGCUCCUUCAGCCGUGGAUGCGAGACCAGCCCAAAGUUAGGCUCUGGAUGCCGUCAUCAGGUGUUGAAGCCCAACAUGGAUUCGGCGGGGAAGCGCCUGAAUGUUGAGUACUGCUCUUCUCCCACUCUGGCCAGAAAAGUGCCUUCCCUUUGCAGCUUUUGUUUUGUAAUAUCAGACUUCAAACCUGGGUCUAAAGAGAGAUUUUUGUUUUUUCCCCUCAUUGGAGCAUAGAACCCACCCACAUUCAUUUGAAUGCAACUUUUAACAUCACUUGUAAAAUCACAAAAAGAUGGAUUACCUGAUUUCAGCAGAGCAUGUUUCAUUUGCAUUUUUUAUUCGCCUCUCUGUUUCUGCUAGCAUCUUGAAGCUUCGCCAACAUAAUGGCUCUUUCACUUGAGGCAUCAUCAUUCAAAUUACGUUUUGACAAGACCGACUUAAUGUGAUCAUUACUCUAAUGGCUUUCUUGAGAAUGCCAGGAUGCCCUUUUUCUCUUUCAGAUUACUAAACUAGAGGUGUGUUUAGGCCUACCUUUACUGACCGGGAGAGAGUUUGGCAUCAGACCAGCGUUGGAGCCAAUGAUUCCAGUACUGGACAACAUGAGCCCCACUUCCUUGAGUCAGAACUGCUCAAACUGCAGCCACAUUUUAGUCCCAGGGCUCAGUGUGGUCAAGACUGUGGUUCUGGGCCUGACUCUUGGUGUGUUCAUCCUGUUUGGAAUUGUUGGAAACAUUCUUGUGAUCCUCUCCGUAGUUUGCCAUCGAAACCUAAGGACAGUAACAUAUUAUUUUAUCGUGAAUCUGGCAGUGGCAGACUUGAUGCUGAGCUCCACUGUUCUCCCCUUUUCUGCCAUUUUUGAGAUUCUGGAUCGCUGGGUGUUUGGACGGGCUUUUUGUAAUGUUUGGGCAGCUGUGGAUGUGCUCUGCUGCACGGCCUCCAUCAUGAGCCUCUGUGUCAUCUCUGUGGACCGCUACAUUGGCGUCAGUUACCCCCUGCGUUACCCAUCCAUAAUGACCAAACGCAGAGGUCUGCUGGCCGUCAUGCUGCUGUGGAUGCUCUCCUUUGUCAUAUCAAUUGGACCACUGUUUGGCUGGAAAGAGCCAGCCCCACAGGAUGAGUCCGUCUGCAAGAUCACAGAGGAGCCAGGAUAUGCAAUCUUCUCUGCUGUGGGCUCCUUCUAUCUUCCCCUGACCAUCAUACUUGUCAUGUACUGUCGGGUUUACGUUGUGGCUCACAGAGAGAGCCAGGGCCUGAGAGAGGGCCACAAGACAGAGAAGUCAGACUCAGAGCAAGUGAUUCUCAGGAUACACCGUGGAAACACAGCUGUAUCAGAAGAUGAGGCCCUCUGCAGCCGCACACAUUUCGCCUUGAGAUUGCUCAAGUUCUCUCGUGAGAAGAAGGCUGCCAAGACGCUGGGCAUUGUAGUGGGCUGCUUUAUCUUGUGCUGGCUGCCCUUUUUCUUGGUUCUACCCAUUGGUUCCAUCUUCCCUGCAUACAGACCUUCAGAUACUGUCUUCAAAAUCACCUUCUGGCUUGGCUACUUCAACAGCUGCAUCAACCCCAUCAUCUACCCAUGCUCCAACCAGGAGUUUAAAAAAGCCUUCCAGAGUUUACUUAGAGUUCACUGUUUGCGAAGGACUCCCAGUACGCACCACCACCACCAUCUGAGUGCAAAUCAGAGUCACACUCAGGGCCACAACCAGACCCUCGUGCUGAGCCUGGACAGCAGGGGGGCUUCCUGCAGACUCAGCCCCUCCUCUCCCGUAGCUCUGUCCAGAAAUCCUUCCUCCAGGGACAGCAGGGAAUGGAAAAUCUUCUCAGAAGAAACCAUCAGCAGAGGAGCUGGACCAGCUAAAACCAGUGGAGCUAAAGUGGCCAAACUCUGCAAUAAAAGCCUGCGACGGGCCUGUUGCUGCAUGCUCGGUGCUGGGACCCCCUCACAAGCACCCCCUCCAAUCGGAGAUCUUCCAACAAUCAAAAUCCACCAGUUGUCCUUGUCGGAAAAAGGAGAUCCUGUGUAAUCCCUGCAAUUAAUGAUUAUUUAUUUCUCUUUUUUACAUUUGCAUACGAAGAAUUCUUCAUUUUGCUCUGCUUUAAGAUUUAUAUUCCAAAUACCUCAGCUCCGACAUUGUUUUAUUACUUUUGAUAUUACUGAUACAACACCUGGCGCCGACAGAGACUCAGCUUUCUGAACAGAAUGUUGCAGAAUAAAUCACAGGACAGGACGGGAAUUAUUCCAUCAGUUUAGGAAACUGAGGUGGACCAACAGAGAGAAACCUUUCCAAAUGUUUACAUAUUUUACAUUUGAGGAAAACACUUGACGUAUCUCAAAGUGUAAAUAAAAAAGUUUUAUCUAUUGCAUGAUGUCAACAAAAGCUGGUGCUCCCACCGUACCAAACGUUUGCCUGACGCUGUUGAUGUGGUGAAAUCUUGUUUGUGUUUCACUCUUUCCACAAAUCAAAAGAUCUCAUGUACUUCCCUUACAACAGAUUUGUAUGUUUCUUUUUUUUGUUGGGGGUGGGGGGUUGAGGACAUUUUUGGACUUCUGAUGUUAUUUCUUUGCUUGUGAGUUGACUUACAGGAUAAACUGCCUUUGAAAACUUGUAGUUCAUUUAUUCCCACAGUGUGGCAGAUCUCUGAGCAAUGGCAGAUGGGUGUCUUAAUAUACUUCUGUGGAAUUUAAACUGACCUUGUGGUUGCUGGCCUCAAUCCUGACCAACCUCUUAAAAAAGCCACCAGAUUUAGAGAUGUCAAGAUAAGUCUCACACGCUCUCAGACAUUCUUCUCUCAGGCCACUCUCCUUUUCGAUUGCUGUCAUUUUUAAUAACCGUCCACACUGAAACAGUAAUG
Nothobranchius furzeri (turquoise killifish) is the source of this 3055-nucleotide messenger RNA. It is a transcript of the gene adra1aa, whose product is annotated as adrenoceptor alpha 1Aa. Gene Ontology annotation, biological process: cell-cell signaling; positive regulation of MAPK cascade; positive regulation of cytosolic calcium ion concentration. Gene Ontology annotation, molecular function: alpha1-adrenergic receptor activity. NCBI's taxonomy places the organism in Eukaryota, Metazoa, Chordata, Actinopteri, Cyprinodontiformes, Nothobranchiidae. The record is from RefSeq and is a predicted model, not a curated record. Gene Ontology annotation, cellular component: plasma membrane.